Messenger RNA from Lynx canadensis (Canada lynx), 2507 nucleotides. RefSeq names its product T-box brain transcription factor 1 (gene TBR1). The coding region runs from base 448 to 2496 and encodes 682 amino acids. NCBI's taxonomy places the organism in Eukaryota, Metazoa, Chordata, Mammalia, Carnivora, Felidae. Gene Ontology annotation, molecular function: RNA polymerase II cis-regulatory region sequence-specific DNA binding; DNA-binding transcription factor activity, RNA polymerase II-specific. The transcript is spliced from 6 exons. The record is from RefSeq and is a predicted model, not a curated record. Gene Ontology annotation, cellular component: nucleus. Gene Ontology annotation, biological process: commitment of neuronal cell to specific neuron type in forebrain; regulation of transcription by RNA polymerase II; cell fate specification.
CAUCUUUGAAUCUUCCUAAAGCAGUGGUCACAAAGCUUAAAGGUGACACAACAGUGCUCACGUAAAGCCAACACACAUUCCCCACCCCCCAAGCCAACAAUAAAAUCAUCCCCUUCAAUUUGCCAUGAUCGUCGCGACCAGGAGCCAGGUGAUUAUCCUAAUUAAUGUCUAUCUAAUUAAAUUACUGUCAGCAGUUAACCAAUGGCAGGAGCCGUUUCAUCGGCUGCACAAGCAGCAAGAUCAAAAGUGAGCCUUUUCUGAUUGCUGCAUAGUGUCAAUUGGCCAAUCUCUUCUCCCAGGGAAAAAAAAAAGUAAAUCAAACCUUUGAGAAGCAUUUGCUGGUUGAAGUGCUUUCUGUCUAGUGAGGGGGUCUGUGGAUUUCUAGUUUAUGAUAAAUAGGACUUUAAAAACCAGGGACAGGAGGGCGAGUGUUCAGGUUCUAGAGCUAUGCAGCUGGAGCACUGCCUUUCUCCUUCUAUCAUGCUCUCCAAGAAAUUUCUCAAUGUGAGCAGCAGCUACCCACAUUCAGGCGGAUCUGAGCUUGUCUUGCACGAUCAUCCCAUUAUCUCGACCACUGACAACCUGGAGAGAAGUUCACCUUUGAAAAAAAUUACCAGGGGGAUGACGAAUCAGUCAGAUACAGACAAUUUUCCUGACUCCAAGGACUCACCAGGGGACGUCCAGAGAAGUAAACUCUCUCCUGUCUUGGACGGGGUCUCUGAGCUUCGUCACAGUUUCGAUGGCUCUGCUGCAGAUCGCUACCUCCUCUCUCAGUCCAGCCAGCCACAGUCUGCGGCCACUGCUCCCAGUGCCAUGUUCCCGUACCCCGGCCAGCACGGACCGGCGCACCCCGCCUUCUCCAUCGGCAGCCCCAGCCGCUACAUGGCCCACCACCCGGUCAUCACCAACGGAGCCUACAACAGCCUCCUGUCCAACUCCUCACCGCAGGGCUACCCCGCGGCCGGCUACCCCUACCCACAGCAGUACAGCCACUCCUACCAAGGAGCCCCUUUCUACCAGUUCUCUUCCACACAGCCCGGACUGGUACCCGGCAAAGCUCAGGUGUACCUGUGCAACAGGCCCCUCUGGCUGAAAUUUCACCGCCACCAAACGGAGAUGAUCAUCACCAAACAAGGAAGGCGCAUGUUUCCUUUUUUAAGUUUUAACAUUUCUGGUCUCGAUCCCACGGCUCAUUACAAUAUUUUUGUGGAUGUGAUUUUGGCGGAUCCCAAUCACUGGAGGUUUCAAGGAGGCAAAUGGGUUCCUUGCGGCAAAGCGGACACCAAUGUGCAAGGAAAUCGGGUCUAUAUGCAUCCGGAUUCCCCCAACACGGGGGCUCAUUGGAUGCGCCAAGAAAUCUCUUUUGGAAAAUUAAAACUUACAAACAACAAAGGAGCUUCAAACAACAAUGGGCAGAUGGUGGUUUUACAGUCCUUGCAUAAGUACCAGCCCCGCCUGCAUGUGGUGGAAGUGAACGAGGACGGCACGGAGGACACCAGCCAGCCCGGCCGCGUGCAGACGUUCACUUUCCCCGAGACUCAGUUCAUCGCCGUCACCGCCUACCAGAACACCGAUAUUACACAAUUGAAAAUAGAUCACAACCCCUUUGCAAAAGGAUUUCGGGAUAAUUAUGACACGAUCUACACUGGCUGCGACAUGGACCGCCUGACCCCCUCGCCCAACGACUCCCCGCGCUCGCAGAUUGUGCCCGGGGCCCGCUACGCUAUGGCCGGUUCUUUCCUGCAGGACCAGUUCGUGAGCAACUACGCCAAGGCCCGCUUCCACCCCGGUGCGGGCGCGGGCCCCGGGCCGGGCACGGACCGCAGUGUGCCGCACACCAACGGGCUGCUGUCGCCGCAGCAGGCCGAGGACCCGGGCGCGCCGUCGCCGCAGCGCUGGUUUGUGACACCGGCCAACAACCGGCUGGACUUCGCCGCUUCGGCCUACGACACAGCCACGGACUUCGCGGGCAACGCGGCCACGCUGCUCUCGUACGCGGCCGCGGGCGUGAAAGCGCUGCCGCUGCAGGCGGCGGGCUGCACCGGCCGUCCGCUCGGCUACUACGCCGACCCGUCCGGCUGGGGCGCGCGCAGCCCCCCGCAGUACUGCGGCGCCAAGUCGGGCUCGGUGCUGCCCUGCUGGCCCAACAGCGCCGCGGCCGCCGCCCGCAUGGCGGGCGCCAACCCCUAUUUGGGCGAGGAGGCCGAGGGCCUGGCCGCCGAGCGCUCGCCGCUGCCGCCCGGCGCCGCCGAGGACGCCAAGCCCAAGGACCUGUCCGACUCCAGCUGGAUCGAGACGCCCUCCUCCAUCAAGUCCAUCGACUCGAGCGACUCGGGGAUUUACGAGCAGGCCAAGCGGAGGCGGAUCUCACCCGCCGACACGCCGGUGUCCGAGAGCUCGUCGCCGCUCAAGAGCGAGGUGCUGGCCCAGCGGGACUGCGAGAAGAACUGCGCCAAGGACAUAGGCGGCUACUACGGCUUCUACUCGCACAGCUAGGCCGGCCCUGC